Paraglomus brasilianum is the source of this 2662-nucleotide messenger RNA. The record is from the annotation of a GenBank genome assembly. NCBI's taxonomy places the organism in Eukaryota, Fungi, Glomeromycota, Glomeromycetes, Paraglomerales, Paraglomeraceae.
CGCAACAGAGUCGACUGCACAUGACGAACCAUAUGUCGCUAGACGUUCGAGCGAACCGACUUCUGCUGGACACGUCUCUGGACAAACAGAUAGUGACAAUUGGCAGCGAACUCGUUCCAGUCUGAGUAGCUCUAUUGGACCUACAAAAAGAUAUGGAAUGUACGAGUUUAACUGGUCAGGUGGCACGGAAGAUGACAAUAAGGGGGCGUUGGAGAUGAAUUCAAACGCUGAUACUACUAUCGCACCGGGUGUAAAGGCGGCCAAUUUUGACUCUUGGGAGCAUCAAGAAAAGGCCCCAAACUCGCCUGUUCUCAAACCUUUAUCUAUUAAUAGCACUAUAAGUGAACCUCUCGAUCCGCCAUCGUUAGGUGGAAUUCAGGUUACUCAGGUUUCGGUUGUCGAGAUUCACGAAAGGACAGAUGGUUCUGCAGUUAACUCUGUUGAACCGACAAACUUGCCGCAUCGUGGAGAAUAUAAUGGCUGGAAAGGUGAAGCUGAUUGGUUGCCACCUACUUCACGGCGUAACUAUAGGCAUAGGCAUUCGUAUUCCGACUCUGUUAUGAAUGCGACUAUUUCCAAGAACAUUAGCAAAUUACUCAAUGGCUUUAAAUCAACACAAGACCAGACGAGCAAGAAAAAGACACGUCGAAUCAAUUCUCGAAUAUCUGCAAGACGCAACGAAGAGGAUCAAGAUCGACCACUCGACGAAACAAGACGUCUCAGACCAAAGAGACGCACGUCAGUGAUGACACAGGGAAAACCCAAAAGAAAGAGCCUUGCCAUGAACGCUAUCCAACCGCUUACCAAAGUUUCGACCCCGCCAGACGAACUUCAUCCCACCGCUGCUGACGGUAGACAUAUGGUCAGGCAAUUACCUUCCCCUGGCCGCCGUCUUCGUCGCAAUGGUGCAACGAUAUAUCGAAAGCAAACGCGAUCUCCGCGUAACGCCGAGAGAGCCCCGACGUCUAAUCCGGCCUUUACAAAUGAUCCGACAGAUAUCGAUGACGACACUGUACCAACAUACUCGUUGCGAACGCCGUGGGUGCCCAAGCCAAUUCGGCCACCACAGUUGAUCCAUGCUACACUCGUACCUUUGCCAAGGCGUCUUUCACGCAACGGCAGUAGGACGUCAACAAAUCUCGGCAGGCGCGCAAGAUUGAGUACGCUUAAUCCUCGACGACAAUCGAAACUCGUUCCGCCUCCGUCAGUAUCAGUGACAGCAGCUGCCGCUGAUACGCGUACUGGGGCACAGGGAGUAAUGCGUAUACCGUCGACUAGAGUGAGACGCCGCAAGCGUGCAUCGGUCAUCUCAAACGAUACAAAGAGAAGUUCAGUUAUUCAGCGACAAGGGUUGUUGGAGGAUACUAUAAUGAUGUCGGUUAUGGGCGGUGCAUUGGGAGCGGGCCUGCAGAAUGGUUUACUCCAUAAUAUGAAUCCUAAACAAGAGAAACCUUUGAUACGAAAAAGGACUAAAAAGGGCAGUAAUGCCGUUGUGGAAGAUCGCGAAGCGAGACGAGCACUGACUGAGGCUGCAGUGGAAAUGAAUGAUGAAAAAAGCCGCAAGAAUGAAUUUCUAAUGGCACCACCAAGAAAAAUCGGAAACUAUCAUUUCAGCCCUGACUUUACACCCGAUCAUUCGCCCAACAGCUCCUUUUCCUCCUCAGACAACCAACUACCUUCCAAAUUGAUACACACAAAACCCAGCGAGUCACAUGCGUACCCUAGACCACAGAGAAUUCUUACGGAUGUCGACCGUUUCAAAGAGCCCGGAACAACGCACGAGCUAGAUGGCAUGCCUGCCUUGACGUCAAAGUCUACACCCACGUCUCCGACACAUUCGGUGAACGGAAGAAAGCACAAACCGAAUUUGAGUAUUCGUGGCCUGUUCACCAUAAACAAUACCCGUACGUCAGUGCCAUCGUCAACAUAUUCUUCAUCAAUGCAAGCUCCGAUAACGCCCCGACCAACCAAUCCUCUUUCACAAAAGUCAAUACCACCAACACCCAUUGUAGUCCCACCAACGAAAUUUCCUCAAUCGCCCCCGCUUAGUCCCAUAAAGGCUCUUCCAGCUGCAAUAAUUGGUCGAUCGCGGCAGAAGAAUAAUAACGAGUCAAACAUGAACGCGUCUGCAUCGAUAAGUCCCGAGAAACUUUUAAAGAUGCAAAAGUUUGAAGCACUGCUUGCAGCGUCCGAAGCUGCCGGCGACAAGAAACAGCGGGUCAAGAAGAAACGCACGGAUCAAAGCUCGGUGAUAACUAGCACGGUUUCUCCUUUAGAAAUGCCUCUAUCUCCAAUACUGUCACCCAUGUCAUCGGUGCCGCCGAAUUUCGGCAGGAUGGCCCCCGAAAUGCGAAAGAAAGUUGUCAACAUAGGAGGCAUACCGCAUUCCUUGAUUCCUGGCGCGGUUCCACAGCUUCCACCAUUGCACGUUGGUGGUGAUAAUCUAUUGCGGAGAAGUCUGGGAGAUUCGACGAGUGAUAGGCAGUCGAUGAAUUCGGUGGCCAACUCGAUCACAGACUCUGUGACCGGAUCCGUUGCAGAUUCUGUUGCCGAGUCGUUUACGAUACAUUAUCGUCCCGAAGAGAAGGUAGAACUCGCAGCGGCAAAGGUUGGGGAUGAUGGUGUUAUACGGUUGACUUUAACGCCUGCUGUAUGUCGGUAA